AUGAAUUGAAUUCAAUAUUUAUCAUGCUUGCAGAUGAUAGAUAAAAAUAUAUUUCGUUUAAGAGUACUGAAAAGCAAAUAUGGCGAAUUACGGACAGCCUCCUUAUGGACAACCUGGUUAUGGAGCUCCUCCUGGCGGGCAACCAGGUUAUGGAGCCCCAGGUCAGGCACCUUACGGAGCUCCGGGUCAGGCACCCUAUGGAGCACCUGCAGGCCAAGUGCCCUAUGGAGCACCUGCUGGAGGUCAGCCAUAUGGAGCACCACCACAAGGAUGGGGUGGCGCACCAGCUAUAGAUCCACAGAUUCAACAAUGGUUCAUGUCGGUAGAUGCAGACCGUAGUGGGCGUAUAUCAGCAUUAGAACUACAACAAGCGUUGGUGAAUGGAAACUGGUCACACUUUAACCCAGAGACCUGCAGACUCAUGAUAGGAAUGUUUGACAGAGAUCAUACUGGGCAGAUUGAGCUUAAUGAAUUCCAAGCUUUAUGGAACUACAUUCAACAAUGGAAGGGUGUGUUUGAAAGAUUUGAUGGAAAUAGAACUGGGCAAAUAGAAUCUAAUGAAUUACACCAAGCAUUAUCGUCCAUGGGAUAUAACUUGUCACCACAGUUCAUGCAGAUGUGUGUUUGUAAGUUUGACAUCCAAGGUCGGCGUAGCAUGAAACUGGACGACUUUAUCCAGUGCUGUGUGAUGAUAAAAUCUCUUACAGAUAUGUUCGUGGCGCGCGAUCCACAAAGAACGGGUCGAAUCACAGUCACUUAUGAAGACUUCAUGACCAUGUCCAUCUUAAAUAAGCCUUAAAUUGAUUGAUUAUAUUUAGGGAUUAUUUUAUUUUUUUUUUGAAAAAUUAUCUUCAUCAAAAGUAAUAAUUAUACAAUUUACUCAUUUAUAAUAAUUCUCUGUGUUGUGUAGCUUUGAAGUGAGUGGUAGAAUGAUUCGUAAUGUAGAUGAAAGGACAUAAAUGUAUACAAUGUAUAUAUAACUGUAGGGAACAUGUUGAAUAAAGAUUUGAAUGUGGUGUUAAUGCAAAAAGACUUAUAUUUAUGAAUUUAUAAUCACAACUAACCGGAAUUAAAAUGGACAGAUUACAGGUGUUUUACCUAUACUGUAUAAGAAAGUUUCUUUUUGAUGUCAUACCUUUUUCUUCUCGCAUCUUUUUUUGUUUUUAAAUUUUUGAUGUCUCAAAAGUAUGAUCAAUUGAAAGUAUGACAAUGUUGUUUUGUCUUAUUAAUUUGUGUGCAGGACAUUUUAUGAAACAUUGUUGAUGUGAUGAACAAAUGGCUAAUUCACUGAACAUUGAAAGUGAUCUUUGUCAGUGAACAAAUUUUGUAAAAGUUAAAUCUGGUUGAUCAAAUUAUUUAGAAUCAAAAAAGCAAUUUUGAGCCAUAAUUAACAAAAGUUCAAGUGACUAUUUACUAAUACUUGUUUUACACUAAGAAUCUGAAAUGUGAUCAAGAACUUUACUUCUGUUAUAUUCUGGCAGUAAGAAAGAUUUAUCUAUAGUCACCAUUUAAGAGGCAGGCCAGUCUGAUAUUUAAAAACUCCACUGUGCUCAAUUGCUUUGCUAAAUUUUUAGCAUUUGAUACUGUAAUCCCUUAUACUCAACUUGGACUGUUCCAAAUGCAAAGCAGGACAAGUCUUUUAUAUGAAUUUAGCAGUGUAAGCCUUGAAACAAAUUGAUUGUUCAUUGUUAUCUAAGUGCAGCAUCUUUGGCUUAACCAAAGUUGAUUUUUGAAUGUCUUGACAAGAUAUUGGCACAAUGUAUUUACUGGUACUCAUUGCUCAUGUUCAAAUUUUAAAACAUGGCGGCCAUUUUUGAAUUUUAGGAUUUAAUCAGAUUGGGUUGUAAUAGGAAUAACGGGGAUUUGGGGCAAUUGUCGGUGAACAAUGGAAUGAUAAAUAGAAAAUAGCCUUACACAUAUGCACCAGAUAAUCUGUUGAACUUCUGGUCUGUUUCUAUGUACCAGUAAAGUGCAUAUAAAUUUGUUCCUAAGAUAUUGACUGUUUUUUACAUUAUUGUGUUUUGUUUCAUGGAUUGGUCUUUUGGGCAGGAUUUAAAACACUAACCAUGUGAGCAGCUGAAUUUGGGCAUUUAAUUUAUUUAAUUAACUUUAUUGUUGAAAAUGCCUGUUAUAGGUACUAUAUAACAUUCAAUAUCUAUGAUACUGACUGGGGAAUAUUUUAUACAUGUACAUGUAUCUACAUUUUAUGAAAUAUACUAUUUCUUUUACUAUUUUACUUUCCUUUGCAUUUGAAACAUAUUGUAUCUGUAAAAAAUGACUCAAAAUAAAUUGUUGCCACUUUU
Molecule: messenger RNA, 2303 nt
Organism: Ruditapes philippinarum (Manila clam)
Lineage: Eukaryota; Metazoa; Mollusca; Bivalvia; Venerida; Veneridae
Product: peflin-like
Exons: 6
Coding region: 80-799 (239 amino acids)
Biological process (GO): COPII vesicle coat assembly
Molecular function (GO): calcium ion binding
Source: RefSeq, a predicted model, not a curated record